Dromiciops gliroides (monito del monte) is the source of this 2815-nucleotide messenger RNA. RefSeq names its product sodium/hydrogen exchanger 2-like. NCBI's taxonomy places the organism in Eukaryota, Metazoa, Chordata, Mammalia, Microbiotheria, Microbiotheriidae. Gene Ontology annotation, biological process: regulation of pH; sodium ion transport; proton transmembrane transport. The record is from RefSeq and is a predicted model, not a curated record. Gene Ontology annotation, cellular component: membrane. Gene Ontology annotation, molecular function: sodium:proton antiporter activity.
GGCAAGGCUGGGAACUGUAGCUCGGGAACUCUCAGGGGCUGAGGGAGGAUUGAGCAGAGGAGGCUGAGCCAGGGCGAAGUGCCCAGCCAUGGGAGUGGGGCUGGCUCCACUCUGCACCCUUCUCCUGGCUGCGUCCCAGGCCCGAGGUGAUGCUGCGCGCUGGGGACCCCAGGACAGCCCUGACCAAGGGAGUGGCAGCUUCUUGGGACUCCAAGGGGGCCCAGACCCUGGCAGUGGCUGGGCCCCCCCGGAGGUCCAGAAGUGGCAGCGGCAGCAGCAGUGGCUGGGGCCCCGUGAGCAAGCAGGGCAGUGACAGGGGGCUCCCAGACGGGCCUGAUCAUGGCCCCACUGACACCCAGGACUCGGGAGCCAUGCACCCCCUCUUCUUCUCUCUGGAUUAUCAGCAUGUGCAGGUGCCCUUCGAGAUCACACUGUGGAUCAUGCUGGCUUCACUGGCCAAGAUCGGGUUUCACCUUUACAGCAAACUGCCUUCAGUUGUUCCAGAAAGCUGCCUGCUGAUUUUUGUGGGGCUCAUCAUGGGCGGAAUCAUUUACGGCCUAAAUGACAAAUCCCCACCUGUCAUGGAUAGCGAUAUAUUCUUUCUCUACUUACUCCCCCCAAUUGUUCUUGAUGCAGGCUACUUUAUGCCCAGUCGGCCCUUUUUUGAGAACAUUGGCACCAUCCUUCUGUAUGCGGUUGUGGGCACUCUGUGGAAUGUGCUUGGCAUCGGCCUUUCCCUCUAUGGCAUCUGCCAGGUUGAGUACUUCAGCCUGGGAGAUGUCUCCUUGCUCCAUAACCUCUGGUUUGGGACCCUAAUCGCUGCUGUGGAUCCCGUAGCUGUGCUUUCGGUGUUUGCAGAGAUGCACGUGAAUGAGAAGCUUCACAUUUUGGUUUUUGGAGAAUCUUUACUCAAUGAUGCCGUCAUCGUUGUGCUCUAUAAAUUAUUUCAGUCUUUCAAUGAAAUGCCGUCUAUCACAACGCUGGACAUUUUGGCUGGGAUGGGAAAGUUCUUUGUGGUUGGAAUUGGAGGAAUCUUCAUCGGUCUCCUAUUUGGAAUGGUCGCUGCCUUUACCACUCGCUUUACCAAGGCCACCCGUGUCAUUGAGCCCCUCUUUGUCUUCUUGUAUAGCUACCUCUCCUACCUCAGCGCAGAGAUGUUUCACCUCUCUGGGAUUGUGGCCAUCAUUGCCUGUGCUAUGAGCAUGAAGCGCUAUGUAGAGGCCAACAUUUCCCAGAAGUCUCACACCACCAUCAAGUACUUUAUGAAGAUGUGGAGCAGUGUCAGUGAUACGCUUAUCUUCAUCUUCCUGGGGGUUUCAACCAUCGGUGAAAACCAUGAGUGGAAUUGGCCAUACAUUUGUUUCACCAUCAUUUUCUGCCUCGUGUGGCGAGCAUUAGGUGUCCUCGUGCUGACCUUUUUUGUGAAUAAAUGUCAUGUGAACACGGUCACCAGAAAGGACCAGUUCAUUAUCGCCUAUGGAGGAUUGAGGGGGGCUAUCUGCUUCUCCCUUGUUUUUCUCCUCCCGAACUUUCCCCGGAAGAAGCUCUUCAUUGCAGCGACCACCGUGGUGAUCCUCUUCACAGUCUUUGUACAGGGGAUGACCAUCCGUCCUCUUGUCGACUUAUUAGAUGUGACCCGAGGAAGAGAAACGUCUCCAACUGUGAGUGAACAGAUUCAUAUCCGAUUCUUGGAUCACUUGCUGGCUGGCAUUGAAGACAUAUCUGGACAUUGGGGACAGUAUUACUGGAAAGAUAAAUUGGAAUAUUUCAAUAGCCAAUAUCUGCAGAAGAUUUUGCUGCGAGAUUAUGACCAGCCCAAGUCCAGCAUCGUGCUCCUGUAUGAAAAGCUAGAGAGAAAACACGCUAUCGAACUGGUGGAAGCAGGCCAACUGGUCCAUCCUCCACCCAGUACACCUCCGUGCCACAUUCGUGAACCAGCCACAGCAGCCACUGCCCCAGCUCCUCUGGAUCAAGACCUCGUGGACAAUAUACAGCAGAUAUUGGCUACCAACCUGUAUAAAAUCAGGAGAGGGGCUCCUGCAUAUAACAGGCAUACCCUUCCAGGAGAAACAGGGGCAGUCGAAGAGGCCAAAGAAAUUCUCAUCCGCAGACACAAGAGCCUGCGCCAUAGCCUUUCCAAAAGUGAUUGGGAGCAAGCUGUCACGGAGAAAGCCGCGGAAUUCUUAGCCCAUCGUGGUUACCAAAUGAAGUCAAAGCGGUGCCAAUCUCUAACUGUAGGGGAUCCUAGAACGGUUCCUGAUGUGAAAUGCAGCCGGUCCAAGUCCACCUGCCACAUCACUCCUCUGAAAUGGGUUGAUGAGGAAGAAACAGAACAAGACCAAAGAUUAUAAAGAUCAAGCUUUGGAAUUGCCUUUGGUGCCAUGGAACCAUUGCUUAUUUAUUUGCCCCAUUAUGCAGCACAUAGUCUUUUUUUUUGUGGGAAGAAGGUCAGAACCUGUAAUUUUACCAAGUGUGUGGAAGCUCCCUUCACUGGUUCAGGUUGGCAACUUGUCUGUAACUUAGAACAUUAGAGUCGCUAAGUCUCAUUCAAAAAAUAAAAUAAAAACUUGAAGCUACCAAGAAGAUAUUCACACAGAUGUGGUCUGAUACAUCUGUAGGAAAAUGACAUCAUGAACCUCCCUUGCAGCUGCCGACCAUGAUAAGCACCCAAUCUUUGCUACUCAGUAUCACUUGCACCUUUAUUGGAAUACACAGUUCCAUUCGGAACUUCAAAUUUCAAAACUACAUAAUCAGACAGGGAGAGGUCUGAAAAGAGUUAAGGAAAAUGACAAAAGGUUUGACAAAAACUCAAGAG